AGAUAGGUGCUGUCGCGAAUCAUAUUCGAAACUACAUUUAAUAAGGAAGCGUGGAAAAGUACAAGAUCGGGGAUUAAGUAUUUAAAACAAACUCGGCAUCUUCGCGUGCUGCCCUGCGUAGUUCUGAGGCGAAAUUUCCUGGGCACCUUUUAUCAGAGAGAGGGGGAGAGAGUAGAUAGAGAAUCUCCUCGGCUUCCUUCACUUGAGAGAGAGGGAGAACUGCAAUGGCGGAGGAGGAGGGUGACAAGCUACUGAGGAAGAUUGCUGAUGCAUUCAAAGGCCUCGCAGCUACUGUGAAUUCUGAAACCUCAGAAGUGGAGGUCGCCCUCUUCGCCCACGCCUGUUCUCUCGUCUCGCCACUCUUUGGCUGCCUUGGCAUCGCCUUCAAGUUCGCUGAGAUGGACUACGUCGCCAAGGUUGAUGAUCUUGCAGUGGCUUCAAAGUCGAUAGUCACAUUGCAGGCAUUGCUUCAGACGGAUAUAGAGGGGAAUUGUGUAAGAAAAGCAGGUAGUCAUUCCAGAAAUCUAUUGAGAGUGAAGCGUGGGCUUGACAUGGUCAAAGUGCUCUUUGAGCAAAUUUUGGCUACAGAGGGAAAUUCCUUGAAAGAUCCAGCUUCCAAAGCUUAUGCGCAGGUAUUUGCUCCUCACCAUGGAUGGGCAAUCAGAAAAGCCGUUGCUGCAGGGAUGUAUGCCCUACCAACUAAGUCACAGUUAUUGAAGAAGCUCAAUGAGGAUGAGGCCUCAGCACGGAUUCAAAUGCAAAGCUACGUUGCCACGUCUGCUCCUGUCAUCUUCUACAUUGACAAGCUCUUCCUUUCAAGAGAAUUGGGUAUAGAUUGGUGAAACAUGGUCUCUCUCUUACUCAUUUGGUUACUUCAUUACUUGUUUCUUGUCACCAUCAUGUAAAAAUCAGUCGCCAAAAAAAGGAAAAAACUCUAAUCUAUUAGAAUAAACUGACAUUUAUCUGCUAUUGCUGAUUUGACAUGAGUUAUAAUUGAUUGCAUUGUUCUUU
Molecule: messenger RNA, 1011 nt
Organism: Malania oleifera
Lineage: Eukaryota; Viridiplantae; Streptophyta; Magnoliopsida; Santalales; Ximeniaceae
Product: accelerated cell death 11
Exons: 4
Coding region: 225-842 (205 amino acids)
Biological process (GO): ceramide transport; intermembrane lipid transfer
Cellular component (GO): membrane; cytosol; cytoplasm
Molecular function (GO): ceramide 1-phosphate transfer activity; ceramide 1-phosphate binding
Source: RefSeq, a predicted model, not a curated record